AUGAAGCUGGCUUGUAAGGCAGUCAUCUUCUUUCUGUUAGUCUCUCCCAGCCUUGGGAUAGAUGAGGAAUUUGCUCAGAAUUUUAUUGCCAUCGCUGGACCUCUACCCAGUGAGUUAGUAAAUGGAUGGCAUCUGCAGAACCAAGUCCUACCCAAGGAACAUCAAGGCCCUGCUGCAGCUGAAGCCCAUGAUUACCUGUGUCAAGGUAACCUUGUGGCUUCUGAGCUUCCCAGGUACUUCUCCCACCUUCGGAAGGCAGGGGUGACACAUUACAAAGUCUUCCUGCCGUGGGCACGCAUCCUUCCUGAGGGGGAUGCCAGGAAGCCAGAUGAAGUCCAAGUGCAGUGCAACCAGGAGCUGCUCAAGACCCUGGUUGCUGCAGGCCUCAAGCCGGUGGUUGUUCUACACCACCACCACGUUCCUAGCGCCGUGGCCGCCCAGGCCAAGGGCAGGAAAGCCAAUGCUUUUGCUGACCUUUUUGGGGAAUACGCGGAGUUCAGCUUCCGUGUGUUUGGGUACCUGGUGGAUGUGUGGCUCACCUUCAGCGACCUGCCAGAGGUCCUUCAAAGCCUGCCUUACGAUGACCCCCAGUACCGAGCCCAGGCCCUCGCUGCCGCUCAUGAAAGAGCUUACACCAUCUACCAUGAGAAAUAUUCACCAGCAGAGCAUGGGAAACUGCUCCAAAUAUCUAAGGAGUCUGAGGACUUUAUAGUGGAGCAGUAUAAGCGACUACGGCAGCGCGAUGGCUCUGGAGUGACCAAGUCAUCCUGGAGGAUCACAGUGCGACAGUUGGAAAGCAUGAUCCGGCUGUCUGAAGCUAUGGCCCGUAUGCACUGCUGUGAUGAGGUUCACCCGAAACACGUGAAGGAAGCUUUCAGGCUUUUAAAUAAGUCCAUCAUUAGAGUUGAGACUCCUGACAUCAAUUUAGACCAAGAUGAUGAACAGCAAAUGGAGGAUCAAGAGGAUCAAGACGGAGUCAAUGGUGAGGCAGAAGCUCCAGCUGGAGUCAAUGGUCUUGUGAAUGGGAUCAAUGGCCAUUCUGAGGACACGAACAAGGAUGCUGCUCCCAAAGCUUCUCUUAGACUGGGCUUCUCUGAGUAUCGGCGAAUUUCUAAUCUCCUGGUGCUGCAUCUCAGGAAGGCAGAAGAAGAAGAGGACGAUUCAUCAUUAAAGAAGAGUGAACUUAUUAAUUGGUAUCUAAAGGAAAUUGAAUCUGAAAUAGAGUCUGAAGAAGAACUAAUAAAUAAAAAGAAGAUCAUAGAGAGAGUCAUUCACCGACUUACGCAUUACGACCACAUUCUGAUAGAACUGUCCCAGUCAGGACUGAGAGGAUCCAGGGAAGCGGAGACUUUUGAUGAAGAUCCAUAUCUGGUGGUCAACCCAAACUAUCUGCUGGAAGACUAAGGGAUGUGGACUGGAUUGUAGAGCUGACUCAGAAAAUGCAUUCUCUUCUGCGUUCUUGCAAUGGUUGCUCUGUAGCUGCAUCUUAAAUCCAUGUGAAUGCUUUACUGUGGAACGUGCCAAUGUGUGGUUAGUAAUAUAUGAUUGCUCAUUUACACUGAGCAUACCUGGAAAGCUUUUAAAGAAAUUACACACUUAUAUAUUAGGUUUGUUAUUAAUUUUGGGUUUCACUGCCAUCAUCCAGAUGCAGAGGAGAAACAUUCAAUAGCUCUUUGCAGCCUCAAGCUAUGGAGAUGCUUCUGUUUUAAAUGAGAGGAAUUUUGCAUUGUUCUUCUAUUGUAUUUAGUAGACUUUUUAUGCUAUAGGGUUUUACUACUUUUCUUAUUAACAUAAAUAAAAGAUCAUUAAAUGUC
Calidris pugnax (ruff) is the source of this 1814-nucleotide messenger RNA. Its product is annotated as DNA replication licensing factor MCM6-like. Gene Ontology annotation, cellular component: MCM complex; nucleus. Lineage: Eukaryota; Metazoa; Chordata; Aves; Charadriiformes; Scolopacidae. Gene Ontology annotation, biological process: mitotic DNA replication; double-strand break repair via break-induced replication; carbohydrate metabolic process. Bases 1 to 1404 code for a protein of 467 amino acids. Gene Ontology annotation, molecular function: ATP binding; hydrolase activity, hydrolyzing O-glycosyl compounds; single-stranded DNA binding. The record is from RefSeq and is a predicted model, not a curated record. The transcript is spliced from 7 exons.